Sorex fumeus (smoky shrew) is the source of this 2448-nucleotide messenger RNA. RefSeq names its product Zic family member 5 (gene ZIC5). Gene Ontology annotation, cellular component: nucleus. The coding region runs from base 248 to 2218 and encodes 656 amino acids. NCBI's taxonomy places the organism in Eukaryota, Metazoa, Chordata, Mammalia, Eulipotyphla, Soricidae. Gene Ontology annotation, biological process: central nervous system development; regulation of transcription by RNA polymerase II. The record is from RefSeq and is a predicted model, not a curated record. The transcript is spliced from 2 exons. Gene Ontology annotation, molecular function: RNA polymerase II cis-regulatory region sequence-specific DNA binding; DNA-binding transcription factor activity, RNA polymerase II-specific.
CGGCUGCCAGCAACGGGGCGGAUCCCCGCUGCGCCGGAGCCCUGAAAGAGAGCCAAUCGGGCAGCCGGGGCUGCUGCCAAUCACGCGCCUCCCACCAAUCCCACCCGUGCCAUUUCCCAAAUCUCGGCCCCACUGUGCAGCCUGACUGCGCUGUGCGCUCUGCCAAUCGCCGGAGGACAGAGUGGGAACGGGAAUGAGCCGAGUUAGGAGGCCAAGACAAAGAAGUUAAAGAGCGCCGAGUACAUACAUGUUUCUGAAGGAGGCCAGAGGGAGAAAGGUGCCCCCAGUGAGGGCCUGUGGGGCCGAUUGUGUAGUUCUGAUGGAGCCCCCUUUGAGCAAGAGGACCCCGCCAGCGCUGAGAUUAGCGGAUUUGGCAACGGCUCAAGCCAGGCCGCUGCAGACCGUGACGGGCUUCCCGGCACUGGCCAGUCCACUCCCGCCGCCCGCCCACCCCCAACUCCGCGCCGCGGCCGCCAGCCUCCGCCCUCGGGACUCGGGCGCUGACCCCGGCGCGGCCCUCCCUCCGCUCGGACCCGAGCAUGCAGCCCAGGCGAGCGCGCUCGGCCUCAGCCCUGCGUCCCACGCGCCGCCCGCCCAGCCCGCGGCCCCGGCGGCGCUCCCCGGCGCGGGCACCGUCCCGGGCGGCGGGGGCAGCCGCGGCGCGCGGCCCUCGGCGCCCCCGCCCCCGGCCCCUCCUCUUCCUCCCUCCCCCUCGCCCCCUCCCCCUUCUCCUCCUGCCCUCUCGGGCUACACCACCACCAACAGUGGCGGCGGCGGCAGCAGCGGCAAAGGCCACAGCAGGGACUUCGUCCUCCGGAGGGACCUUUCCGCCACGGCCCCCGCGGAGGCCAUGCACGGGGCGCCGCUCGGAGGGGAGCAGCGGCCCGGCGGCGGCUCCCCCCGGCCCCCGGCCCCGCCUCCCCACCCGGCCGGCAUGUUCAUCUCGGCCAGCGGCACCUACGCGGGCCCGGACGGCGGCGGCGGCGGCGGCGGCGGCGGCGGGGGCCCGGCGCUCUUCCCGGUGCUGCACGACGCGCCGGGCGCCCCCGGGGCGCCUCCGCACCCGCUCAACGGCCAGAUGCGCCUGGGGCUGGCGGCGGCCGCGGCGGCCGCGGCGGCCGAGCUGUACGGGCGCGCCGAGCCGCCCUUCGCGCCGCGCUCGGGGGACGCGCACUACGGGGCGGUAGCGGCCGCGGCGGCCGCCGCCCUGCACGGCUACGGCGCCGUGAACUUAAACCUGAACCUGGCGGCGGCCGCGGCGGCGGCGGCGGCGGCGGCGGGGCCCGGGCCCCACCUGCAGCCGCACCACGCGCCGCCCCCGGCGCCCCCGCCGCCGCCCGCGGCCGCGCCGCACCCGCACCCGCACCACCCCCACCUCCCGGGGGCGGCCGGCGCCUUCCUGCGCUACAUGCGGCAGCCAAUCAAGCAGGAGCUCAUCUGCAAGUGGAUCGACCCCGACGAGCUGGCCAGGCCGCCGCCGCCGCCGCCGCCGCCCCCGGCCGCCGCCGCCCAGCCCUGCUCCAAGACUUUCGGCACCAUGCACGAGCUGGUGAACCACGUCACCGUGGAGCACGUGGGCGGCCCCGAGCAGAGCAGCCACGUCUGCUUCUGGGAGGACUGUCCCCGCGAGGGCAAGCCCUUCAAGGCCAAAUACAAGCUCAUCAACCACAUCCGCGUGCACACGGGCGAGAAACCCUUCCCCUGCCCGUUCCCCGGUUGCGGCAAGGUCUUCGCGCGCUCCGAGAACCUCAAGAUCCACAAGCGCACUCAUACAGGGGAAAAGCCUUUCAAAUGUGAAUUUGACGGCUGCGACAGGAAGUUCGCCAACAGCAGUGACCGGAAGAAACAUUCCCACGUCCACACCAGUGACAAGCCGUAUUACUGCAAGAUCCGGGGCUGUGACAAGUCCUAUACGCAUCCCAGUUCACUGAGGAAACACAUGAAAGUGCACUGCAAGUCACCGCCCCCUUCUCCAGGGGCCCUGGGGUACCCUGCAGUGGGCACGCCUGUGGGAGCUCCCCUCUCCCCAGGCCUGGACCCAACCAGGAGUCACUCCAGCACCCUGUCCCCUCAAGUGACCAACCUCAAUGAGUGGUAUGUCUGCCAGGCCAGCGGGGCCCCCAGCCACCUCCGUCCACCUUCCAGCAACGGGACCACGUCUGAGUCUGAAGACGAGGAGAUGUACGAGAACUCGGAGGUGGUUCGGACAGUCCGUUAGACUCGAUGGGUGAUGAUGAUCGGUACGCAAAGAAGUGGCAGUCCCCAGACUCCGUCCUGACCUGAGACGAGCCCGAGCCCAGGACUGGCCACCAACUCUAAUGAGCCCUAUUUAUUCAGUAUGAAACCCUAUGGUGUUUGGACGUUUUAAUUAAUUUAAUUAAGAUAUUUGGGCUCUUUUUUUUCUUAGCAAACAAAUGAAUACACCUAACCAGGCUGGACUUGUACGUG